UUUAGUAAAUGGCAAAAAAAUGGAAACUCCUAGGGAAAGAAACUCGAAUACUUCUUUAAGUCGGUCGGAAGACAAUUAUCCUACAACUUCUUCUUCUUUUAGAACAAAAUAUAGUAGACAAAAACCCAUAACCACUGGGACCCAUCGAAAGUCGGUUGAAAAGAGAAAUAAUCAAUUUCAGAAUAUAAAACAAUUGAGUUGUCCAGACUCCCGCAAGUGUCCUCGCAAGACCUUGAGGGAUAGUUCUGUUUCUUCAUAUCGCCAUUCACCUCCAUUCCAAUCUAAUGCAUCGAUAGAAAGUAGGGGUAGACCUAAGACCCCAGGAAAUCCAUCUUACUCUAGACUUACAGGUUUGCAAAAUGACUCAAAUGAUGCUCCCUGUCACUCUAAAUCGAUUAGAUGUACUUUCAAUAGCCGGCAAUUUGAAGACAGCCAACAAUUACUAUUCGAACAUAAGAAUAAACAACCAAGGAGAGAUCAGGCUUAUAGCCAAAAUGGUUAUAGAUGUAACCGGAAUAACCAAGAUAGUCUCCAAAGUUUACGUGAUACUGGCAUUACCCGAUCAAAUACCCCAGGCUUAAUUUGGACUGAGCCGGAUCGAACUCCAAAUUUAGUAACUCCCUUGGAUGCACCUAGUCUGAACAAAUCCAUUAAACUCUCAAAUGGUACGGUGAGAUCGACUGAUGUGGAAACUCUGCAAACGGUGACUCUAAUGCAACCGCGAAAACUUCGAGACUCUGAAAGUGCGAGGAUCAGAAGCCAGGUUACUGGCUUUGAAAACACCGUUCUUAUCGAGACAAGAACGCCCUGCAACAGGGAAAAUUUAUUGCAAGCCUGUGGACGACCUCCUUGUAACUUCCGUCCUCAGCAAUAUACAGGGGUUCCUCCGAAUCUGCACCAAGGAUUUAUAGUUUCAAAGCCAACAGAGCAUUCUAUACAACCGCAAACAUCUACGAGUGCUCCACAGUAUAGGACCACUUUUGACGCAAAUUAUCUAAUAGAUCCACGGGAUCAGUGGAGUAUUAUUAAGUCCCCAGCCUCAGCCCCCGUGAUGAAUUCUCCAUUUCAGCAGCAUCAGCAUCUAAGGAACAACUAUCAGCCAACUAAUAGUGUAUACCAUCAUUUUCAGGAGCCUGUACAUCAUCCAGCUGUAAGUUCCAAUGGGCUUGAAAAUCCUGGCUACUAUUCCCAAACUUUGAAAGAAAACAUACAAAUGCUUCCGGAGGGAUUCUAUGAUCAGACCGUUAAUAAAUAUAAUAUAACGCGAAUGGAUUCAAACUUUCAGCCGCCGCCUUUGAUACCCGAAUUUCUUCAGGCCCAACAGCAGCCUUUUUUCAGACACCCAGCUUGCCCAUAUAGCAAUCAAUUUCAACAACAGAUGGUAAUGGGAUCCGCUCCAGACCUCAAUCGUCCCUUUAUUCCGCCGCAGAACCAAUACCAAUCUGAGCUGCAAAGUCAUCCUUCGUUGUUCUGCCGCCACCAAAGUGUAAAAUUGGAUGACUUCAGUCAAUCGGAAUACCAAAUUUGAUUACUAAUUUAAAAUAAACGAAUAGUUUUUCCAAUCAA
This is a messenger RNA of Drosophila suzukii, 1566 nucleotides long. Lineage: Eukaryota; Metazoa; Arthropoda; Insecta; Diptera; Drosophilidae. The record is from RefSeq and is a predicted model, not a curated record.